AGCCCAAUUUCGUCUCCUCGCAGCUGAAACCCUUCUCCCUCCAGUCCCCUCGGCUGCAAUGGCGUCCAUAGUCUCAUACAAACUCCUCCCAUUUCCACCUCCCCUCUGCGCUCUCCGCAACAGUAAGAAGAAAUCAAGCAAGCCAAUCUCCAAGCACUCCGAUCGCCUCCUCUCCUCUCUCUCCUCCUCCUGCGAUCCCUCCGCCGCGGCCCACGUCAUCAGAAGAUUCGUCUCCUCCUCCUCCAAAUCCACCGCCCUCCGAACCCUCUCCCUCCUCCUCUCUCUCUCCUCCCCUUUCUCUCUCCCCUUUUAUCGAAGAAUCAGCGCUUCCCAUUGGUUCAAGUGGACCCCCAAGCUCGUCGCUGAGGUGAUCGCCUUGCUCGAAUCUGACGGCCAUCCCCUCGAAGCCCGGGAGCUCGUUUCUGAAUCGGUUUUGAGGUUAUCUUCUCAAAGGGAGAUUGCCCAUUUCUAUUGUGACCUCGUUGUUGCUGCGUCGGGUAGAGGAUUGAAAGAAUUUGUUUUGGAAUGCUGUGGUUGGAUUAAAGAUACGGGUUUUGUUGGGAAAAGGGUGUUUGAGUGUAUGGUCAGAGGAUUGAGCUUGGUGGGUAUGGUUGAGGAUGCAGAGAAGGUGCUUGAUGAAAUGGGUCACUUGGGGUUUAAGCCAUCGGGGUUUGAGUAUAGAGUGGUGAUUCAAGGGUAUGGACGGUUGGGGUCGUUUAAGGAGAUGAGGAGGGUGAUUGGGAGAAUGGAGAAUGCUGAAAUUGGAAUUGACACGGUUUGUGCGAAUUUGGUGCUCUCUUGUUAUGGUGACUAUGGAAAUUUGGCGGAAAUGGUUACUUGGAUUAGAAAUAUGAGGCUGUUGGGGAUUAGUUAUUCUGUUCGAACUUGCAACUCCGUAUUGAAUUCUUGUCCUAGUGUAGUUUCGAUGGUUAAGGAUUUAGAGAAUCUUCCCCUUUCGAUGGAUGACCUACUCGAAAUGUUGAAUGAUGAGGAGGCUUUGCUAGUUAAGGAAAUGGCUGGCACAUCAGUCUUGCUUGAGAAAUUGACGUGGUCUGAUUCAGAAGGAAAGUUGGAUUUGCAUGGUUUUCACUUGGCAUCAGCAUACAUUAUCCUAUUGCAGUGGAUGGAGGAGUUCAGGCGUAGGUUAAGGGUUAAAGAAGAGGUUCCUAUUCCUUUGGAGAUCUCGGUGGUUUGUGGGUUGGGCAAGCAUAGCAUCAUGAGAGGGGAAUCACCUGUUAAAAAGCUUGUUUCAAAGCUAAUGUCUCGAUUGAAGAGUCCAAUGAAGAUUGAUAGGAAAAAUGUAGGUAGGUUUGUUGCAAAGGGAAAGGCUGUAAAAGAUUGGUUGUGCUGACUUUUAGACAAGAAAUAGGGUUUAAUUUCUUCAUUCCAGCAUCUUUGGGCCUGCA
Messenger RNA from Asparagus officinalis (garden asparagus), 1406 nucleotides. RefSeq names its product pentatricopeptide repeat-containing protein At2g17033. Gene Ontology annotation, molecular function: protein binding. The transcript is spliced from 3 exons. NCBI's taxonomy places the organism in Eukaryota, Viridiplantae, Streptophyta, Magnoliopsida, Asparagales, Asparagaceae. The record is from RefSeq and is a predicted model, not a curated record. The coding region runs from base 59 to 1351 and encodes 430 amino acids.